This is a messenger RNA of Anoplopoma fimbria (sablefish), 3284 nucleotides long. RefSeq names its product gastrula zinc finger protein XlCGF57.1-like. The transcript is spliced from 2 exons. Lineage: Eukaryota; Metazoa; Chordata; Actinopteri; Perciformes; Anoplopomatidae. The coding region runs from base 112 to 2067 and encodes 651 amino acids. The record is from RefSeq and is a predicted model, not a curated record. Gene Ontology annotation, biological process: regulation of immune system process; regulation of cytokine production; negative regulation of transcription by RNA polymerase II.
CUGGAUGUUUUUCCUCUGACUCAUCUCCCGGUAGCCUACAAAGCUAUUGAUGUUAGCUUAGCAUGCUAGCUAGAAACAAAGGGAGACGUAAGUUAGCAACACAGCGUUAACAUGUCUAAAGCACAAAUACUGAGAUCUUUAGUCAACCAGAGACUCACUGCAGCUGCUGAAGAGAUAUUUGAGCUGUUUGAAAGAACGAUAGCAGAGCACGAGGAGGAACUUUCUCGUUCUAAAGAGGAGAACGAGCGACAACGGAAACUCCUGGACGCUGUUUUCAACCCUCCGCUUCGGUUACACAAAGCAGACGUCCUGCAGCUGUUGGUGGUUAAAGAAGAGGUUCCUCCUGAGCAGCAGGAGUGGAGAUCUAGUCUGGACCAGGAGGACCCAGAGCCCCCACACAUUAAAGAAGAACAGGGGCAACUCUGGACCAAUCAGGAGGGAGAACAGCUUCAAGGACUAGAGGAGGCUGAUACCAAGUUCUCAUUCACUCCUCUGAAGAGAGAAGAAGCUGAAGAGGAAGCUCAGUCCUCAGAGCUUCAUCAAAGACAAACUGAACAGAUGGAAACAGAAACUGAUGAAGACGACUGUGGAGAACCAGACAGGAACUCAGAUCCAGAUAGACAUCCAGAACCAGAUACUGAUGAGAAGACUGGAGACUCUUCUGAAUCCGAGACUGAUGACAGUGAGGAUUGGAAGGAGACCAGAGAACCUCAGCCAGGUUCAAACUCUUUGAAAAAUGAUGAAGUCCCUGUCAGUGAUUCAAGAUGUGGGACUGGUGGGAAACGGUUUAGAUGCUCUGAUUGUGAGAAAACAUUUGGAUCCCGUGGAGCUCUUAAGAAACACAUGAGAGUCCACACAGGAGAGAAACCUUUCAUCUGCUCAGAGUGUGGUAAAGGUUUUACUGAAAAAGGAACCCUGAAGAUCCACAUCAGAACUCACACAGGAGAAAAACCUUUCAGCUGCUCAGUUUGCAACAAAUCUUUUAGACGGAGUUCUACUUUACAGAUACACAUCAAAGCUCACAGUGGAGAGAAACCUUUCAACUGCUCAGAGUGUGGUAAAGGUUUUAUUGAAAAAGGAACCCUGAAGGACCACAUCAGAACUCACACAGGAGAAAAACCUUACAGCUGCUCAGUUUGCAACAAAUCUUUUGCACAGAGUAGACAUUUAACCACACACAUGAGAAUCCACACAGGAGAAAAGCCUUACAGCUGCUCAGUUUGUAAGAAAUCAUUUUCACAGAGUGGAGCUUUAACCACACACAUGAGAAUCCACACAGGAGAAAAACCUUACAGCUGCUCAGUUUGCGAGAAAUCUUAUAGACGGAAUCAUAAUUUACAGAGGCACUUGAAAGCUCACAGGGGAGAAAAACCUUACAGCUGCUCAGAGUGUGGUAAAGGUUUCAUUGUAAAAGCAGCCCUGAAGAACCACAUCAGAACUCACACAGGAGAAAAACCUUACAGCUGCUCUGAGUGUGGUAAAAGUUUUAUUGAAAAAGAAACCCUGAAGAAACACAUCAGAACUCACACAGGAGAAAAACCUCACAGCUGCUCUGAGUGUGGUAAAGGUUUUAUUGAAAAAGGAACCCUGAAGAACCACAUCAGAACUCACACAGGAGAGAAACCUUACAACUGCUCAGUUUGCAACAAAUCUUUUAGACUGAAUCAGCCUUUACAGAGACACUUGAAAGCUCACAGGGGGGAGAGACCUUUCAGCUGCUCAGAGUGUGGUAAAGGUUUCAUUGAAAAAGGAGCCCUGACGAACCACAUUCGAACUCACACAGGAGAAAAACCUUACAGCUGCUCAGUCUGUAAUAAAUGUUUUUCACAGAGUGGAACUUUAACUUUACACAUGAAAAUCCACACAGGAAAAAAACCUUACAGCUGCUCAGUUUGUGGUAAGACUUUCUUUGAAAAAGGAAACCUGAAGACACACAUCAGAACCCACACAGGAGAGAAACCUUACAGCUGCUCAGUUUGCAACAAAUAUUUUGCACAGAGGGGAGCUUUAACUAAACACAUUAGAAUCCACAGAGGAGAAAAAACCUUACCGCCGCUCAGUUUGUGAUGAAAGUUUAAAGCCAUGUCAGCUCUGAAGUUAUACAUAAUGACUAAUACAAGACACAAGUGGCUUUAGUGGUUCAGUUUGUAAUAAAGGUGUUACAUAAAAGCUAAAUCUGACAAACCACAUGGCGAAACACAGGGGAGCAACUAUGGUGCUUUUUACUCGUUCUUUAUUCAAGAGUGUGUUCUUCAAAUUUGAGAGUAUCACAUAUUGAUUCCUUGCGAUUAGUGAUAUAGUAAACCCUUGAUUUCUCUGAGAGAUUCAUGCUUUGAUUAAAGUGACACCUUGUAACAUUGGCAGGGAGCUUAGUAUUGUCUUUAGUUUUAUAAGGUAGUUUACUCAUAGCUGCUGUUCAUGUGCUUAAGCACAAACAACAGUCAGAGACUAGAGUCAGUCUGUGAAGCCAGAAGUCGGAACAUCCAGGUCCCCCGUCUUUGUCACAAUGCACCCAACAACGAUUCCCAUCAUUGCGUUGUUGGCCCAAAAGGCAGCAGAUCAAUGUACAUUUUUUGGGCUGAUCCUGGUCGAACCUCUGGUCUCAUGUCCCGGCAACCAGACUUUCACCAGCAAGCUCCCCGUCCAGGUUGGGACUAGAAAGGGUCCUUGGAUUCCCUUUUCUGGGCAAGGUGCCACAACUCUAUUCUGUUUGAUUUAUAUAUAUAUAUAGUAAGUGAAUUCUUGAUCUGUCCCCUUCUCUGGGACCACUUUGCCUUGGGAAAGCCUACCAGGAGCUACGGACCUUGACAACACAGCUCCCCUGGUCAUUGGGUCACUCACGGCCCUCCAGUACUUUCAGGUGGCGAUUCAUUGGAGGGGUGUAACAGUCCAAGCACGUUGCUCAAUGUUAAUAUAAUCACAUUUCCCAGCUUUGUAGUGAUGUUUUUACUUUUAAAAUAAAAGUAUUGCCUUUUUGGGGGAUUUAUUUUUGUGCCAUUUGAAUUACUGCACACUGUCCUGUGUCGUAUAACCAACAUAGUACUGCAUAGAUUGUGGUAUACGUUGUGUAAAAUCUGUUUAUUUGCAUGUUUAGGAGCAGAAAUGCAGAAAAAUACCAGAAGGAAAUUAAUGUGUUUAUGCGUUGUCUUCUGCAAGUAUGUGUUUUCCUUUGUGUAAUGCUGUGAUUUCUGUUGUCAGUUUAGUCACCCAGUCCCACGCACCUUUUUUACUUUGCCUGCCAGCUGUCUUUGUUUUUCCCCCCCGCGUGCUUUUUAAAAAAUAAA